Molecule: messenger RNA, 1044 nt
Organism: Brassica napus (rape)
Lineage: Eukaryota; Viridiplantae; Streptophyta; Magnoliopsida; Brassicales; Brassicaceae
Product: pathogenesis-related protein 5
Exons: 2
Coding region: 159-899 (246 amino acids)
Biological process (GO): defense response
Cellular component (GO): extracellular region
Source: RefSeq, a predicted model, not a curated record
UGCACCCAUCGCAGUCUUAAUUAAAUUUUUCUAAAAUAAAUUAUAAAAUUCCGUCGGUACCAUAAUUGAAAAAAAACUAUAAAUAGAGGGAUCAGUGCCAUUAACAUCCAUUCAUCACUACACAUUGGAUCGAUACUUGAGAAAUUGUGAGAUUAGAAAUGGCGAAUUUCUCCGGUUUACACCUUCUCUUCUUAUCCUUCAUCAUAGCUACAGGUGCAGUGUCCGUCGUCUCCGGUACCGUUUUCACCAUCCAGAAUAGCUGCAGUUUCCCAGUCUGGCCGGGAAUCCUCACCGGUAACGGCGGCGCACAACUCAACGAUGGCGGGUUUACCUUAAACCCCGGAGCUUCCGUCGCCGUAACCGCGCCUGCGGGAUGGUCCGGACGAAUCUGGGGCCGAACGGGCUGUAACUUCGACGGCUCAGGCGCCGGAAGAUGUCUCACCGGCGACUGCGGCAACAAAUUAAAAUGCGCCGGCGCAGGAGGAGUUCCACCGGUCACGCUCGCCGAGUUCACCAUCGGGAACGGCGGCGCGAAGGACUUCUACGACGUAAGCCUCGUCGACGGUUACAACGUCCAGAUGGGAGUCACAACCCGAGGCGGCUCAGGCGAUUGCCAAAACAUUGGAUGCGUUGCGGACCUGAACGGGCGCUGUCCGAACGAGCUCCGUGUUAUGAAUGGGGCAAAUGUUGUGGCGUGUAAGAGCGCGUGCGAGGCUUUUGGAAAACCGGAGUAUUGUUGCACCGGUGCGUUCAGUACAUCGGCGACUUGUCCACCGACGAAUUACUCGAGAAUUUUUAAAGGAGCUUGCCCUAAGGCGUAUAGCUAUGCAUACGACGACGCUUCGAGUACUUUUACUUGCGCCAAUGCUAACUAUUCUAUCGUUUUCUGUCCUAGAUAAUUAUCGUUGUCAAUUGUCAUGGACGAAUUGUAAUAUUAUGGAACUAGGGAUUCGCUGAAACUAAUAAAAGGUUUUGUGGAAUGAGAUAAAUUCUGCAGGCUGGAAAUACAAUGAAUUAAAUAACAGAAUGAAUUUUAACGAUAAA